Messenger RNA from Plasmodium berghei ANKA, 618 nucleotides. Its product is annotated as glutathione S-transferase, putative. The coding region runs from base 1 to 618 and encodes 205 amino acids. Gene Ontology annotation, biological process: glutathione metabolic process. Gene Ontology annotation, molecular function: glutathione transferase activity. The record is from RefSeq and is a predicted model, not a curated record. The transcript has 2 exons. NCBI's taxonomy places the organism in Eukaryota, Apicomplexa, Aconoidasida, Haemosporida, Plasmodiidae.
AUGAUGGACAACAUAGUGCUGUAUUAUUUUGACGCAAGAGGUAAAGCUGAACUGAUCAGACUUAUUUUUGCAUAUUUACAAGUUAAAUAUACAGAUAUAAGAUUUGGAGUAAAUGGUGAUGCAUUUGCAGAAUUUAACAAUUUUAAAAAAGAAAAAGAAAUUCCUUUUAAUCAAGUUCCUAUAUUGGAAAUAGGAGGUUUAAUAUUAGCUCAAAGCCAAUCUAUAGUUCGAUAUUUAUCAAAAAAAUAUAAUAUUAGUGGAAAUGGCGAAUUAAAUGAAUUUUAUGCUGAUAUGAUAUUUUGUGGUGUACAAGAUAUUCAUUAUAAAUUUAAUAAUACAAAUUUAUUUAAACAAAAUGAAACUACUUUUUUAAAUGAAGAAUUACCUAAAUGGUCAGGUUAUUUUGAAAAACUUUUACAAAAAAAUAAUACUAAUUAUUUUGUAGGGGAUACUAUAACAUAUGCAGAUUUAGCAGUUUUUAAUUUAUAUUAUGAUAUUGAAUCAAAAUAUCCAAAUUGUUUAAAAAAAUUUCCAUUAUUAAAAGCCCAUACUGAACUUAUAAGUAAUAUUCCAAAUAUAAAACAUUAUAUUGCUAAUAGAAAAGAAAGCGUCUAUUAA